CUAAGCGAAUACUUUAAAAGUACCUAUUUGGAAAAAAUAAUGUAUUUAAAUUUAGGAAAAGUUUUUCCCGAAGUGCUAAACAUUUGUAUGAAUAUUUUAAGAAAAUAUUAAUAGUCUUAUUUUAAAUCAUACCAUCAACGUGACUGCUAUAGUAUAGUCUACUGAUGACUGCUAAAUAUAAAUUUAGAAAUAUCUCAAUUUACGACGUUAGGCUUAACACUUGUUUUAUUUUAAGUUAAUCUAUUCUAGAACGUAGCGCAACAUUAAAACUUCAUUGAUAUAAGUUGUAAUUAAAUUUUGAACGUCAAAAUGAGAAGCAGAAGUAAUUCAGGCGUUAGGCUUGACUACUACCAACGGAUAGUAUAUAGAACAAUACUUGAACAUCAGAAUCCUGUGACUGGACUACUGCCAAGUGGAGCAUAUACUGACCAUGCCUGGGUUCGAGAUAAUGUUUAUUCUAUUAUGGCUGUUUGGGCUCUAGCCCAGGCAUACAGAAAAAAUGCUGACCUGGAUGAGGAUCGGGCUAAAACCUAUGAGCUGGAACAGAGUUGUGUGAAGCUGAUGAGAGGGUUGCUGAUGUCCAUGAUGAAGCAGAAAGAGAAACUGGAACGUUUUAAGGAAACUCAAGCAACCACAGACUGUUUCCAUGCCAAAUACAGCUCUACUAGUGGAGCUACAGUUGUAGGAGACAAAGAGUGGGGACAUCUCCAACUUGAUGCGACUUCCCUUUACCUACUAACACUUGCUCAGAUGACUGCAUCAGGAUUGCAGAUAAUUUUCAACACAGAUGAAGUAGCAUUUAUUCAGAACCUUGUUUUUUACAUUGAAUCUGCAUACUGUGUUCCUGACUAUGGUAUUUGGGAAAGAGGGGACAAAACUAAUCAUGGAUUACCGGAAUUAAAUGCCAGCUCAAUAGGCAUGGUUAAGGCUGCUUUGGAAGCAUUGAAUGAGAUUGAUCUCUUUGGUGGCCGAGGAGGGCCUGCUUCUGUUGUGCACGUGCUGGCUGAUGAAGCCCAGAAAUGUCAUGCUGUGCUGCAAUCUAUGCUACCCAGGGAGUCUAACUCAAAGGAAGUGGAUGCUGCACUUCUCUCUAUUAUUAGUUUCCCAGCUUUUGCUGUUGAAGACCCAGAACUUAUUCAACAAACCAGAGAAACUAUAGAGGAAAAACUACAGGGAAGGUAUGGAUGUAAGAGGUUUUUGAGGGAUGGACACAAGACAGCCAAAGAGGAUCCAAGUCGAUUAUAUUAUGAACCUUGGGAACUAAAGGUAUUUGAAGGAAUUGAAUGUGAAUGGCCACUAUUCUACUGUUAUUUAAUCAUUGAUGCCUGUUUCCGUGGUGACAGGGAAGCAGUGGAGGAGUAUUCUGAAGCUUUAGACGAAAUUCUUAUUAAAAGUGAAAAUGGCUUGAAAUUUGUGCCCGAGCUGUACACUGUUCCAGCUGACAAGGUUGAGCUUGAAUACAGACAACCACACAGUCAGGACAGGGUGCCGAUUGGGCAAAUUCCAUUCAUGUGGGCCCAAUCUUUGUACAUCAUUGGUCGUCUUGUUCAAGAAGGAUUCUUGGCUCCAGGUGAGUUAGACCCACUGAACAGAAGAUUGUGCUCCCAGAAAAAACCUGAUGUGGUUGUUCAAGUUGUUAUCCUAGCAGAGGAUAGUAUCAUUCAAGAAAAACUUCUCAGCCAUGACAUCCAUGUCCAGACAAUUUUUGAAGUUUCCCCAAUUGAAGUUCAACCUGCACGAGCUCUCAGCCAUAUUUAUGCUUACUUAGGUGAGUACUGUGUGGUUUUAUUUCAGAUACUAGUUUCAUUGAAUACUUUAAUUGUUGUUGUGU
Messenger RNA from Limulus polyphemus (Atlantic horseshoe crab), 1831 nucleotides. RefSeq names its product probable phosphorylase b kinase regulatory subunit alpha. The annotation marks the transcript as partial. Gene Ontology annotation, molecular function: calmodulin binding. Gene Ontology annotation, biological process: glycogen metabolic process. The record is from RefSeq and is a predicted model, not a curated record. Gene Ontology annotation, cellular component: phosphorylase kinase complex. The transcript has 14 exons. Lineage: Eukaryota; Metazoa; Arthropoda; Merostomata; Xiphosura; Limulidae.